This is a messenger RNA of Betta splendens (Siamese fighting fish), 5683 nucleotides long. RefSeq names its product ST3 beta-galactoside alpha-2,3-sialyltransferase 2 (gene st3gal2). The annotation marks the transcript as partial. Gene Ontology annotation, molecular function: beta-galactoside (CMP) alpha-2,3-sialyltransferase activity. The transcript is spliced from 7 exons. NCBI's taxonomy places the organism in Eukaryota, Metazoa, Chordata, Actinopteri, Anabantiformes, Osphronemidae. The record is from RefSeq and is a predicted model, not a curated record.
CGUGGGCGGCCUGUGGUGCCGAGCACUAGUCCAGUGGUCGCAGUGGUCGCAGUGGUCCCAGUGGCCCUGACUGGGCAUUGGUGGUUGUUUGUUGGCAGCAGCAGGAGGAGGGAGGGGGAGCGGCUGGGGACAGUGGCAGGCCCAGGGGCCGGGGCAUGGCCAUGGGGGGGCCGCACCCCACCCUCCACCCUGCACCGGGACAGGCGUUGGGGCUGGGGGUCCUGGGGGUCCUGGGGGUCCUGGGGGUCCUGGGGGUCCUGGGGUGCUGCUCCAUCCAGGGGAGCCACCAGACUGUCAGAGUUCCGGCCCUGGCUGAGUGGGGGCGCUGUCGGGGCGGCAGGAGGCGCAGGCACUGCUGGAGGAGCAGGCGCGGCGGAGAAAGGAGGCAGAGUGAGGUGUUCGCGCAGGGUGUGGGUCCUGCUGGUCUCGCUGGUUCUCGUCUUCAUCACCUCACUCUUCUUCUCCGUCUCGCUCCGCGGAGGCGUCGGCUUCAACUACCUGGAGCCUCCUGGAUGGGAGGAGUCAAGGCGAGUGAAGCUGGUGCCCAGCUACGUGGGCACACACCGCCUGUCGGCACCGGACAUGCAGAAGACCUGCUCCUGCACGCGCUGUGUGGGGGACCCCAGCGUGUCCGACUGGUUUGAUGAGAACUUCGACCCGGACAUCUCCCCGGUUUGGACCAGAGACAUCAUCAAACUGCCACCAGAUGUCUACUACUGGUGGGUGAUGUUACAGCCACAGUUCAAACCCCACAGCAUCCAGCAGGUUCUGCUGAAGUUAUUCCAGGUGAUUCCUGGAAGGUCGCCGUACGGCUCAUGGGACCCAAGGCGCUGUUUGCGCUGCGCUGUGGUUGGAAACUCUGGAAACCUGCGCGGGGCCGGAUACGGACCGACCAUCGACGCACACAACUACAUCAUGAGGAUAAACCUGGCCCCUACGCUGGGCUAUGAGGAGGACGCCGGCAGCCACACCACCCACCACUUCAUGUACCCAGAGAGCGCCAAGAACCUAGCAGCCAAUGUCAGCUUUGUCCUGGUUCCCUUCAAAACCCUGGACCUGGUCUGGAUCACCAGCGCCCUGUCCACCGGCCAGAUCCGCUUUACGUACGCUCCAGUGAAGCAGUUCCUCCGUGUCGACAAAGAUAAGGUGCAGAUCUUUAACCCGGCGUUCUUCAAGUACAUUCAUGACCGCUGGACCAGACACCAUGGCCGCUACCCCUCCACCGGCAUGCUGGUGCUCUUCUUUGCUCUUCACGUCUGUGACGAGGUGAAUGUGUUUGGCUUUGGAGCAGACAGUCGGGGAAACUGGCAUCACUACUGGGAGCAGAACCGCUACUCGGGAGAGUUCAGGAAGACGGGGGUGCACGACGCAGAUUACGAGGCCCAGAUCAUCCAGCUCUUAGCCAAAGCCGGCAAAAUCACAGUGUUUCCUGGGAAAUAACCAGCAAAUGUUACUGUGUGGCGUUAAAAAGCUGGUUCACAGUCAGCGUGGGUUAGAUGUCACUGUCUGCAACCGGUUUUAGUUCAAGUUAAAGGUUACUGACAGAAGAUGAAGGGAUGUCAGUGGUGACUUACUGCAUAGCUGGUUCUGACUGGGCAGCGUGGACUAGACUUGAACCAGGAACUGGAGAACUAACCCUAAAAUGAUACCAUUUGACCAGUGAUCAUCCCAAACAAUGACUGCACUAAAAGGCCUGUUCCUGGCUGUGUUCGAGGAGGAAUGUUCACUAUGGAUGUGCAGAGACGUACAGACCAGCAUCGUCCCCAUCUAGGGGCCGUCUGUGUGAAACGUCCACUUUCACCUUCAAAGCAGUGGAUGCUGGCAGACAUCACCGUACAGAGCUAUCGAAACCAGACACACAUCUCCAGCUCUGAGAGAAACCUGCUCCAGAACCGGAUUUGCCCACAAUCAAGAAAGAUUUGUCUUUUUAAAUCCUAAAAAAACGUUCAUCAGACUCAGAAACAUGACCCAGACGUUCGCCUUUCUGUUCUGACACAGAGAUCCCUACAGCGCGAGUGUGAGCCUGGUUUCAGAUGCCACAGGAGCUGCUGCAGCCUUUCUGCAGACACACAGCUGGUCUAUAGACACUUAUGUAGUCCAACUUGUUUAAUGUUUCUGGUCUGGUCCAUUUGGGUCUAAUUGAAGAGAGGGAGAACUGGGAAAUGAGCAACCAGUCUUACAAAGCUAAUCUUAAAAAAAACAUUUAAUUUGCUCCAGUGUUUUUUUUAAAGACGGAAGGGAAGGAGGCUGUGCUUUCUGCUGCUGGUGUAGAAACUCUACACCAGCCGGACUUUUCAAAGGGCCGAGGCUGAUCCCCGUCGGACGGUUAAAGCUGCAGACUGUCUCCCCAUCUAACCCCACACCAAGGCCCUGAUAAUGGAGGAAUCGCACUGAAUCUGGAAAUUCCUGAGCCUGUCAGGUAUCAUGGCAUCAUUAACCGCUGGUCCCAGAUCAGCCAAGUAAAACUUGAGCGGUGUGAAGAGGGGUCGAGCCACCAGACGCCUUAGUUCAUCUCCAUUUCACAUAAACUGCAAAUAUGUUUUUGUUAUUUCUGUGAUGCACCACACACACCCUCUACAUUAGUUUGCUACUUUUAUACUGUUCAUGUUUAUGUUUACACUCUCAUUGGUUUGUACUGUCAGGUUUCUUAGCACAUUGUUGUAUUCAUCAUGAUUCUGCAUCAUGACACAAUCCAUCUUGUUAUCAUUUGUAUCUUUGAUGCGGAGUCAUGAGUCAUGGAAGUAAUGGAAGGAAACGUGCCACGAGAAAGGCUUGGUUUGAGCUGAAGUCGUGAAUCCAUCCACCGGAGGCAGGAAGGUGGCUGCACUCGUGUCUGCGUGGGUCAGGACAGCGUGGAGAGGCUGGAAGGUGCUCUAAUAUUCACUACCCCUGUUCACAGAAUAAAUGCAAAAACACACAAACGCUGUAGAUUUUACAACUUACAAGCCAAACUAGCAUUCAUAGCUACUAAUAUAAAAUAAAUAUAACAAUACUAGAAAAUGACACAGUGUAGAGGUUACAUGGCUGUGGAGCAGUGUUCUUACAUCCCUUUCAGGAAAUGUAAACUAUUUCAAUCAACUGCAGAUAAGAAAUGCAGUUGUGUGACACCAGGACAGGGGACGAGCGGGUUAAAGUUCAGCGUUUGCUACAGUAAAGCUCCACUUGUUGACAGACAACAGUGUUCUCAUCUAGUAUCCAUCAUUGCAGUAAGACGCUGAUUCAGAAAAUCUGUUUAUCGGCACUAAAGGGACAACGCGCACAGUUAUGUGUCCUUCCUGUAUCUGCUACUUUUGAGGUUGAAACGUCAGGUGUCAGGUUGAAAAGCUCUUUCAACCACAUCUGCUUCCAUUCUAUCAUCUGGAUGACAUCUGGAGGAGCAGGUCCACUAAGACUACCACCUCUGUAUAACCUUAUGUGAAGCCAUGCACUCCACCAGAUGAUGUCAUCCACAGGACUGUAAUCUGGACAAAGCACUUUAAUGGAGGAAAAGCUGGUUGGUUUAAUGCCAUUCAUCUAGAUUUACCCCCCAAAAUCCAGGCAAAGAAAUCGGGUUGAAAAUCAGUGAAGUCACUCUUAAACACUCAAAUGCUGGAACUUCUUUUAAACAUUAUCCUAGGGACUCAUAAUCUGUUUCAUACACAGGGCUAAAAAAGUCCACCAUUACUAAAAUGGUCAGAAAGAAAAUCUGAAAAUCUGUGUAGGAGCCGCUGCAGCAGAUGGCGCAUUAGCACAGAGUCAUGUGACAUCACCAGGCCUGUUGUCAUGAUGUGUUUUAAGUGUCACAUGGAGCUUAACCAUCUCUUCAGCAGUAAAUGAGGCAAAUGGGAGGGUGUGGGACUCCAUGCUGCCCCCAGCUGACCAUCAGGAGAACUGCACCUCCUGCUUGUCUGUAGUGCAGUAUGCAGUAGGACAUGUGUAGCCACAUGGAACGUAUCAUAGUACUUUACCUGCCGUCACAGUUGCACAUGUUUUAUCAAAAGCUCUGUAGUUGAGUUCAUCUGGGCUCAUUUUAAGACUCAGCUGAAUCUCAUGUGUUCAUUUCUUUCGGUCUCAUGCACACACACACACACGCACCAGGGCAUUCCUGCUUUUGUGCCUUGUCCUGCUGCUGGUCAUCUCCUGCCUCCACAGCAACACACACCUCACACAUGUCUACUGGCUGAGAGCUGUGCCUUCUGAGCUGUAUACACAUGCACCUGUCACUCAACUUGCCUUCUGUUCUGGGUGAAGACCCUGACCCGAAGUCCCCCUGAGCUUCACUUCUUCACUGAUUUGUACAUUCUCACAGUGUGACCUGCUGUGAAUUCAUACAAAACUACUCUAGACAGUGAAGGAUGGCAGACUUUAUCGUGCUCAUAUACUGGAUCCAAGCCCACAGCGCCACUUUUCAUUUGUCAGCUACAGACUUCCUGUGGUAUUGAUGGUGCUCACCUACACAUUCCUAUCACGUUCUGCAGUAAACAGAAAAGUCUAAGUAGUGAACCAAGCACAGGAACUGUUAUCAUUGCUUGUUCUGAGGACUGGGGAGGCAGGGCUGUCCCUGAGCGUUCCCUGUACAACCUACAGCUUUCUCGUCCCGCUCACCUAAUACACUGUGUGUUUAUUUCUGAGUUUGGAUAAGUUGCAGUUUUUCACAUUAAUGUCUGUGGUGUCAUUGCAAAAAGCAUUAUUCAAGAAAUAAAGAGCUGCACCAUGUUAGAGCAUUGUAGGAAACAUGGUUCUUCACUGUGUUGUUGUUCUUUUCCACAACAGGUGACAGUCAGAUAUCCAGAAAGCAGCAGUUUCCUCAGAUGAAAUCUGACUGUGGUUCAGUCCUGUGGUGAUGGAAACAUAUUAAAGAUCCCAAACCUGUCAGUGUAUUACUGCUCUGAUUUAAUGGGAUUUGAAGGUUUAUAUAAUUUAGUGUUGAACAGAAGGACAUUUCAGUAUUUCACAUUUCCUGAACUAAGAAAGAAUGACUGUCGAGCCCUUCACAACUACACAAAGCGUCAAACAGUCAUUUGCAGCAGUUUCUAUUUUCCAGGAUUAAAAUAGCUUUAUUGACAUGACAGAUUAAACACAAUUAAUCAGAGUGUACACCUGAAAAAGUGGACACUGAUAGUUUCAUAUCAGAUGGAGAAUUUUUGCAUUUCAAAAACUUUAUGUGGAUUAAUUUACUAUGAAAUUUCCCAAGUCAAACUAUGUCAAGCUCAAGGUCUAGAUCACAAGAGGAAGAUAAAGCUCAUGAAAACAACUCACCCUGUCCUUGCUCAUUAACUGUUUCUGUUCUGCUCAGCACCACAAUGCAAAGUAGUGACAAAGGUUUGUAGACAUAAAAAAAUAGUCAAACACACGGACUUAACACGUGACGAAAAUGCCUUCGCAAAAGGCUGUCAUCGCUUGCGUUUGGCCGAGGUGAGAACAGCCGCUAGCAGCUCUCUGCUCAUCACUGCAUUGGUCUACAAUACUGGACUCAACAGGUGGGAUGAAAGGCUACACCUGCAGAUGGCUCAUGUGUAACAGAUGCUAGAAAUACGUAAAGAAGGUUGUUUUGUUUGCAUCACGUAGCCCCAGGUUUAUAGUCUUAUUCUAGAAGGUUGACAAGACAAUAUAUGUAUUUAGUGCAUUGAAACAUCUGUACGAUGUGUGGUCAGACUCUUUGUAUCUUAUACCAUUGUAAAAAUAAAAGCUUCAUGAAACUGGA